UGGGGUGAGUUUUAAUAAUAUAAGUUAUGCAGACGACAUGGUUCUUUUGGGUCCAUCGGCGGGAGCAAUCACUCAGUUGCUUCAGAUAUGUGAGGAGUACGCUGCCGCACACGGCCUAAGUUACAAUGUUAAGAAAUGUGAGUACAUGGUUUUUGGGGUUGGCGGCAAGUGUCGUGACAUGGAGUUUGAAAUAGCGCUGAAUAAAAUCCCAAUAAAGCGAGUUAGCAGCUUUAAAUAUCUGGGACAUUUUCUUGCUGACAACCUUAAAGAUGACAUGGAUAUUGAGAGGGAACGUAGGUCUCUGGCGGUAAGGUGUAAUAUGCUGGCACGUAGAUUUUACCGCUGUACCGAACAAGUUAAAAUUACACUAUUUAAGGCGUAUUGCCAAAAUAUGUACACGGGUGGUCUAUGGGUCAACCAUACCAAAAAAUCGCUAGAUGUCCUGCGCGUCCAGUACAAUAACGCUUUCAGGAUGUUGUUGAGAUUGCCCCCCUAUUGCAGUGCUUCGGAGAUGUUCGCGAAAGCUCGUACUGACGGAUUUCACGCAAUACUGCGGAAAAAAACAGCGUCACUAUUAAGAAGGUUGAGAGAUAGUCAAAACAGCAUCCUGAGAACCGUAGCUGAGAGUAUACACUCUCCAAUAAUUAAAAGAUGUGUACAAAGGGUGAUUGGUACUAACAAUAGUUUGUAAGUUUUUAUGUAAUACUAACA
Messenger RNA from Spodoptera litura, 711 nucleotides. RefSeq lists its product as uncharacterized. NCBI's taxonomy places the organism in Eukaryota, Metazoa, Arthropoda, Insecta, Lepidoptera, Noctuidae. The record is from RefSeq and is a predicted model, not a curated record.